This is a messenger RNA of Portunus trituberculatus (swimming crab), 3355 nucleotides long. RefSeq names its product zinc finger protein 184-like. Gene Ontology annotation, cellular component: nucleus. The transcript is spliced from 2 exons. Gene Ontology annotation, biological process: regulation of transcription by RNA polymerase II. Gene Ontology annotation, molecular function: DNA-binding transcription activator activity, RNA polymerase II-specific; RNA polymerase II cis-regulatory region sequence-specific DNA binding. The coding region runs from base 809 to 1693 and encodes 294 amino acids. Lineage: Eukaryota; Metazoa; Arthropoda; Malacostraca; Decapoda; Portunidae. The record is from RefSeq and is a predicted model, not a curated record.
GCCCCCGACUUACGAUCAUCUGGGGAAAAAAGAAAGAAAAAGGAAAAAAAAGAAAGAAAAAGGAAAAAAAGAAGAGAAAUAAGUAGAAAGUGUAUGAGAACAGAAACAUAAAAGUCAAGUAAACAAAUAUAAGGAGGCGCCGUUGCAAAGACAAGGCUUCCGAGUUCGACAAUCAUCUGAUCUGACGCCGUGAGUGGGUGGCGGACUAGUGGUGACAGGCAUCUGGCACUAUAUUUUCCCCUUCGCCUGUGAUACCCACACAGGACUACCUCAGGGCUCAUAAGAAUCCAUAGAUCUUCGCGGCCCUAACACCAACAACAACACUAUUCCUCCUUCGCCUGUGUCUGUGGCAGUGUCUUGACCCGAGUGAGGUGGUGCUGCACGCCCCUCGCAAUCUUGUACCACCACCACCACCACCACCUGCAGAAGUGGCAGGCAGCAGACGGCAGAGCAACAGCUGGCUGAGGCUUUAAAGAGGAGGAAAGAGCUGGUUGGCAUCACAACAGAUAGUUAUCCCACCACCACCACCACCACCACCACUAGUGAGUGCAGCCCAUAACAGCAGCAGUUCACAACUCUACGAGUGGCUGCACAUCUCAUCUGUUUGCCAGCAAACUGUGGUGAAGCAGAAAUUGUCGGUGUUCAUUUGGGAGAAUGAUGUGUGUGAUGAAGCAGCACACCUUGCCAAUCAGUGUGUAGUGUGUCUGGAGUGGUCAUUGCUCCUAGUGUGUUCCACGCCACAUGUAGAAGCACCACACUUGACAUUGAAUUUGUGUAUUUGUGUGUGUAAGUGUAGGUGGAGGCUAGGAUGGAUGGGAGCAGGAGGUUUAUGUGUGACGAGUGUGGGGAGAUCCUGAACAGCAGCAGCAGGCAUGUGCAGCACUCCCUGUCACACCGAGGAGUGACUGUGUUCUGCUGUGAAAAGUGUGAGGAAGUGUUCCUUAGUGAGAGUAAGCUGAACCAACACUUGGACAAGCACAAAACUCCUAAGAGAUAUGAGUGUGAGGAAUGUAAUAAAAAGUUCUACAGAAAGAUUGAUCUCAGAGGACAUGAAUUAUUGCAUUUAGGAGUGCAAGCAUUUAAAUGUGAAAUAUGUGGGAAGGGGUUUUCAUCGAGAACGUGCUUCCUGCAACACGCCAAGGUGCACUCUGACGUGAGAGAAUAUGAGUGUGAACUGUGCGGCUUUCAGUUCAAGUGGAGGAAUAACCUCAGGCGACAUUUGAAGCGUCACGGCCAGAACAAGAAAAUGGUAAGACAUAUUUGUGCUGUGUGUGGGAAAUUUUUCAGUAUUAAGCCUCUCCUCAUUCACCACAUGAGGACCUGCCACGAUAGUCCCUCACCCAAACAGACCAAGACCAUCACUCCUAAGAAGGUGGUCCAGAACACCAAACGCAGGGUGUCCUCCAGCUCCAACGUUCCAAAGAAGAAGUUCAAGUGUGAUGAGUGUGGGAAAAAAUUUGUGACCAGGAAGAGCAUGCUGCAGCACUCCAGGGUGCAUUCCGAUGUGCGGGAAUUUGAGUGUGUUUGGUGUGGCAUGCAGUUUAAGUGGAGAUCUAACCUUUUGCGACACAUGAAAAACCACUCACUAGAUAAGAAACACAAGUGUCAUAAAUGUGGCAAGGGCUUUUCCCGCAAGAGUCAUCUUGCCCAACACUUUAGCAUUCAUCAUCCUGGCAUGAAGAAGAGACUCUGAUAGGAACACUCUUGCUGUGCUUGUAUUCCACUGCACACGCUCAUGGAGUCAUUGUACAGACAGAGUUAGUAUUAUUGUAAGGAAAGAGGCUACAAAAUGUGAUAGAUUUGGACUUAUUUGAAAAAUCAUACCAUUUAGUAAGUGGAAACAUUCAUGUCAAAAUAAGGGAUUGAAAAGUUUUACUUGUGUCACAGAGCCACCAGUACUGAGUCAUGUGUCGCUGUGUCACUGAGCUGCCAGCACUGUGUUAUGUGUCGCUGGUCACUGAGCCACCAAACACUGGUGUCAUGUGUCGCUGUGUCAUUGAGUCUGACUCUGGUGUCAUGUUGAGGCAACAUGACACCAAUUAUUCAAGGCUUGAGAUGUCACAAGAUGUGAAUAUAUCUAAUAUUGUAUGCUGAUGUUUCAUUCAAAUAAUAUAGUUAUGCCUUGUACAGUACCAGAUAUUUUUGUGAUAUGAAUAUCUUUACAAGUUUCAGGAAUAAAGAGGCAUAUGAGAGAGAGAGAGAGAGAGAGAGGGAAUAGAAUAAAACUAUGGACAGUUACACAGCUUGAAAUAUUGUUUUUCAUUUUUCACACCCCACACAGCACUGUCUUCACCACCACAGAUUGCCAUCCUUGUCAUGUAAUUUCUCAAACUUAUUGUGUUUUAAAUAAAGCACAAUGUUCUGCAGUUGAAUGCUGCAGAGGACCACUCCACUCAUUCCUUAGUAACUUACAACUGGUGAGCGAACAUGUGCAGGAAUCCGGCCAGGUGGAUCUGUCAAUAUUGUGCCACUUGAUGUCAUUAGUCAGGAAUCUUCAUUAUUUAUGACAUUUUGUCAGUCCCAAAUACUGCUGUUCAUCACUCAUUGUUCCCUGUUGAUGAAAUUGUCAUUCAGUUUCAAGUGUUGUAUCCUAUUUUGCUUUCACAUUGAUCUUACCAUUGUCUGCUCCAUUAUCCAUCCUCUGCUUUCACAGAUGUUAAUGCAGCAUCAUUUUGUAGUGCCACUUUUUAUGGUUUUUAUCAUUGUGGUACUGUACCUGUAAUCAGCUUGGUAAGCACCUGCAUUCAGGUGUCUUUACAAAUUCCAGCCACAUAUUGCAUUGCCAGUUGGGGAGAAUACCACCACUGUAUUCCCUCCUUGAUUGAGAGUGAUGGAGUAACAGGAUCAGGAUUCCUUUACUAAGUAGCCCCUACUUGUAUUGCUUCUGAGAGACAUGGUGGGAUGCCUUGUCUCAGUUGCCCUUCAUUUGGCAUCUCUGCCUGGUCUAUAUACUAGAUAUAUAGAUGUAGAUGGGGCACUCAGAGUAAAAUUUAAAGUACAGGAAAAUUCCUUAUUGGAUUCAAAAUGACAGCACAAGUCAUCUACUGGUUACUAGAUACUUCUUUAAGCAUUUCCCAAACUUUGGUUGGAAUUUAUGAAAACUCUUUGUCUCUCCAUUUGUUAACUAUGCAUAACUUUUUAUACACUAAACAGUAAAACAACUCAGAGAUGCACAUAUUAGAAUGUGCAUCUGAGUUGUUUUACUGUUCUAGUGUAUCACUGCAUCAGUAUUUACAGAAUGUACAUGCAUAUUCAUAUUAAAGCCAUUUAUAUUACCGACAAGUAAGACUGUACACAAACUCCAUCAGAUUUGUCAAUAGGGAUUGAGAUGAAUAAAGAUUUCCAGAAGCAUCAA